Molecule: messenger RNA, 3091 nt
Organism: Meleagris gallopavo (turkey)
Lineage: Eukaryota; Metazoa; Chordata; Aves; Galliformes; Phasianidae
Gene: PTPN22
Product: protein tyrosine phosphatase non-receptor type 22
Biological process (GO): protein dephosphorylation; negative regulation of T cell activation; T cell receptor signaling pathway
Cellular component (GO): nucleus; cytoplasm
Molecular function (GO): non-membrane spanning protein tyrosine phosphatase activity
Source: RefSeq, a predicted model, not a curated record
CAGAGACCUUCACACAUGCUAUCUAGUAGUGUUGUACGUAGCGCAUUUGCUGUAACUUGUUCCAUUCUUUUACCACAGAAGCUGAAAAGGCAGUCAACAAAAUAUAGAUCGGAUAAGAUCUACCCUACAACGACAGCUGAGUGCCCAGAGAACAUCAAGAAGAACAGAUACAAAGACAUCUUGCCCUAUGACCACAGCAGAGUGGAGCUAUCCCUAAUCACAUCAGAUAUAGAUUCUCAUUACAUCAAUGCCAACUUCAUCAAGGGAGUCUAUGGGCCGAGAGCAUACAUUGCAACCCAAGGUCCUCUCCCCACCACUGUCACUGACUUUUGGAGGAUGAUUUGGGAGUAUGAAGUCCUGAUCGUGGUCAUGGCCUGCAUGGAGUUUGAAAUGGGAAAGAAAAAAUGUGAGCGGUACUGGGCAGAGAUGGGCGACCCCUCCCUGCAGUGUGGACCCUUUUCCAUCACCUGUGAAGCUGAAGAAAAGAAAAAUGAAUACGUGAUUAGGACUUUAAAACUGACCCUGAAUGAAGCAGCGCGCACCAUCCACCAAUUCCACUACCAGAACUGGCCUGACCACGACAUUCCCUCUUCCAUUGACCCCAUUCUGGAGCUCAUUGGCGAGGUUCGCUGCUACCAGCCAGAUGACAGCAUCCCCAUCUGCAUCCACUGCAGUGCUGGCUGUGGGAGAACGGGAGUUGUUUGUGCCAUUGACUACACCUGGAAGCUGCUGAAGGAUGGGAUUGUUCCAGUGAACUUCAGUAUAUUCAGUCUGAUCCAGGAGAUGCGCACACAAAGGCCUUCAAUAGUGCAGACCAAGGAGCAGUACAAGCUGGUUUACAAUGCUGUCAUUGAGCUCUUCAAAAGGCAGAUUGAAGCACUGGAUGCCCAGGAAGAUUCUGCUUCUUCACAGGUUCUAACAAAGCAUCCUGUACCCAAGCCACUACUGAGCCCUGCAGAAGAUAUUUAUUCUCUGAGUAGUUUGCUAACCUGCUCGGGACGAGAGGACCACGAUGUGCACCAACACCUUCCUCCAUUGGUACAAAAUGAAGCACCACUGACAUCCCUGUCUGCCACAGCAGCACAGGGCAGCUCUGGGGACAGAGGCCCUUCCAUCAGACCAGCGGUCUCUGUCGGCACUCUGAAUGUUAGCGGCACCAGACACGCAGCUGCUGUCAAGAUGUGGGGUGCAGGAGAAGCCCUUCAGAAGCACCGCAGUUUGCAGUUCAGCAGCAGGUCCUCUGAGCAGCUGCUGCUGGACCUGGGGCUGCAGGGAACAGGCAGGAAAGGGGCCCAUGGCAAAGUACCUCUGGCACGGACCACAUCGAUACCUUUUGUGCUGGCACAGCAAAGAGAAGUCUGGGCUUGUGAUGGAGGGAAUGCAAAGCCCACUUGGAAUUCUCAGUCACCAAAUGCCUGUUGUUCAGGCUUCCAGGUGAAGGAGCAGGACGUAUUUUCCCCUGCUGAGCUGAACCACUCAAGCCAAAUAGCAGACGGUCCCCCUGGCCACAGGAACUGCAGGCAAUGUCCUUACCCUUACUGUUGUUCAGCAGAAGACCCCUACUUCUCUUCACUCUCCCCAGAAGAGCUGCCAUCCCCAGAGCCAUCUGCUGGGCAGGAUGCACAGGGCCCAUCUUGCACGGUGCCCACCUCCCCACCGCUCCGGCCUGCAUCCCACCAUGCUGCCCAGCCAAGCACUGGGAGGACAUCCUCACUGAACAUCCUGCCCCAGACAGAUGACGACGAUCCUCCACCCCUGCCAGAGCGAACUCCUGAGUCCUUUAUUGUGGCCAGUGAAUCAGGAGAACUUCCCCUGGCCACCUCAGAUGUUCAGCUUCCAGCUAGACAUGAAAAUACUGGAACCUCUUUGGAGCAGAGUAGUGUGUCUCCCUCAGUGACGUUUAACGACUCAAUGAGACUGAGACCAAGUAAGAGUUUGAAGCUUCGGAGCCCACACUCAGAGACAAACCGGGAUCGCUCCAGCUCUCCUCCCCCACUUCCUGAAAGAACCCCGGAGUCGUUUGUUCUCGCUGAUGGAGAAAGUCUGCAGCUUCCUGGAAGUUCUACAGCUAGUUCUUGGGACUUCAGUAAUGGAGCUUCUGAAACAUCAUCAAAAGAGCCUGUGAAAUGCUUCAGGAGAAGCAAGAGUUUGAAAAUAUUCAAAAAUGUGAGAAAAAGCGUCUGUAGUCCAUCUUCACUGACAAAACCAUCAGAAUCUGCACCUUCAAAUUAUCUGAGCUCUUUCUUUAAUUUUGGCUUUGCAAGUCGAUUUUCAAAACCGAAAGGAUCAAGAAAUCCACCACCAGCAUGGAACAUUUAGGUAAACCUCGUAGAUUUGGUGUCACAGAGGUGUGAAUACCUUCUGAUAUGCCAGGAGUGCUCAUUUCAGUACGGUUUCCAUCAACAUGAACACACAAAACGUGUUGCAUGAUAUUUGCAAAUGAGGCACUACUUGCACGUUCUUCAACUGAAGUUCUGAAGUACAGAAGCACGUGUAACUACCAGCAGCUGAGCACUUUCAGUUAAAUCACCACAGGAUGGACAUCAAGCCCAAGAACAGAUAUUUUAUCCUAAUGAGCGAUCAAUUUUUGGGAUGUUUACUUCAGAACAAUAGAUUUGAGCUUUCUGAAAGAAAACACUGUGAACUGUGAGUGAUUCCAGUGAGCACUGCUGAAUGGUACAGAGGUCCAAGGAGGGGACCGAACCACCACAAGGAGCUGGGACCUGCAGGCACCGUGUCGCUGUGUUUCCUUCUGUGUUCCCAUCAUUUAAACUGAAAGGGAAUUAAUAUCUCAAACUGUAUACUUUCCCUCACAUUUAACUUUUUUUUUUUCCUCAUCUGAAUCAGAGUAUUUUAACUGUUUUUUGGUUAACAAACAUACUGCAGGACUGCGGACCCUGCAGCCCUCACUAUACAAAAACCCACACAGCGAUCCCAGCGCCCACAACUGACAACUGUUUAUAUUUAAUAUUUUUACAACGCGGGUGAGAGCCAUAUCCAAAUUCGGGAACGGCGUAUUUAAUCUAGGAAGUAUUUUAUGAUGUGUGACAAAUGCUGUGUAAAUAAAUAAAGUUUAUUUAUGGGCCGGGAA